Molecule: messenger RNA, 4230 nt
Organism: Myxocyprinus asiaticus (Chinese sucker)
Lineage: Eukaryota; Metazoa; Chordata; Actinopteri; Cypriniformes; Catostomidae
Product: polypyrimidine tract-binding protein 2-like
Exons: 16
Coding region: 423-1898 (491 amino acids)
Biological process (GO): regulation of RNA splicing; mRNA processing
Cellular component (GO): nucleus
Molecular function (GO): mRNA binding
Source: RefSeq, a predicted model, not a curated record
GCUCCUCUGCUCCAGCCAUCGGUAUCACACCGCGGAGAACGCGCUCCCUGCAAUGGACGGCAUUGCAAGUGAUGUUGCAGUUGGUGUGAAGAGAAGCUCAGACGAAUUGCUGUCUGGCGGUCUCUACAGCAGUCCAAAUUCUGCAGUCACUGUGCUGUCAGGCAGGAAAGCGUUUCUUCUUCGUGUGAUGUUUAUUGGCGGUUGGCAAUCCCAUUUAUGAUGCAUUACCGCCACCUACUGAGCUGGAGUGUGGAGCAUCGCAAGAAAGUCUUUCAGUGGAGUGAAACAUCAGCUGAAGAUGAUGAAAUUGGCGAAAUUUCAUCUAAAAGAGGUCACACACACCUUAUGUAGGAUUAAAUCCUAAACUGAGUCUACUUAAAGCUAAUGGAAGUGACAGUAAGAAACUGAGGGUGGAGGACAGCAUGGAUAGCCCACCGUCCAGAGUGAUUCAUAUUCGGAAACUCCCAAAUGAGGUUUCUGAGACUGAGGUCAUCGCACUGGGUUUGCCAUUUGGAAAGGUCACUAAUAUCCUAAUGCUUAAAGGCAAAAAUCAGGCAUUUUUGGAGCUUGGAACAGAGGAAGCAGCUGUUACCAUGGUGAAUUACUACACAGCUGUUACACCUCAAGUGCGUAAUGUCCCGGUGUUCAUUCAGUACUCCAACCACAAAGAGCUCAAGACUGAUAGUGCACUCAACCAGAGAGCUCAGGCUGUGCUGCAGGCGGUGUCAGCGGUCCAGGAGGGUGGCUCUCCAAGCUCGGACACGGCAUGCGAGAGUAUGUUAAUGCCUGCACCGAGCCCAGUGCUGCGUAUAAUCAUCGACAACAUGUUCUACCCAGUCACCCUGGACGUCCUCCAGCAGAUCUUCUCAAAGUUUGGGACCGUCAUGAAGAUAAUCACAUUUACCAAAAAUAAUCAGUUUCAGGCUCUUCUGCAGUUCAGUGAUCCAGUCAAUGCCCAGCAGGCCAAACUGUCCUUGGAUGGCCAGAACAUAUACAACUCCUGCUGCACUUUGCGCAUCGACUUCUCCAAGCUGGUCAACCUGAAUGUAAAAUAUAACAAUGACAAAAGCCGAGAUUAUACCCAGCCCGAGCUGCCCGCAGGAGACGGCCAGCCACCAGUGGACCCAUCUGUGGCCGCAGCUCUUAGCAAAGACUCCACCUCCCUUCUUGGUACUCCCUCUGGAAUGGUAACUUCCUACUCUAGUGGUGGAGGGUUUCCAUCUUCUCUAGGGGCCAUCAGCCCUCUCAGUGCAGCGGCUGCCGCAGCAGCAGCAGCAGGAAGGGUGGCGCUGUCAGGACAUUCAGGACCUGGUGGAGUGCUCCUGGUCAGCAAUCUCAACGACGAGAUGGUUACGCCCCAAAGUCUGUUUACCCUCUUCGGUGUCUAUGGUGAUGUGCAGCGCGUGAAGAUCCUUUACAAUAAGAAGGACAGUGCUCUUAUACAGAUGUCUGAUGGAAACCAAGCCCAGUUGGCCAUGAGCCAUUUGAAUGGGCAGAAGAUGUAUGGCAAGAUCAUUCGUGUGACCAUCUCCAAGCACCAGACGGUACAGCUGCCCAGAGAAGGUUUAGAUGAUCAGGGCCUGACCAAGGACUUCACAAGUUCUCCUCUGCAUCGCUUUAAGAAGCCUGGAUCUAAGAACUUCCAGAACAUCUUCCCCCCUUCAGCUACACUCCAUCUCUCAAACAUUCCUGAAAAUGUGACAGAGGAGGAUUUACGAUUGCUCUUCUCAAAUGCCGGCGGAACAGUAAAAGCAUUCAAGUUUUUCCAAGAUCACAAAAUGGCUCUGCUGCAGAUGUCCACAGUGGAGGAGGCAACUCAGGCACUCAUCGACAUUCACAACUAUGACAUGGGACGUGGCCACCGUCUUAGAGUGUCCUUCUCAAAGUCCACCAUCUGAGGAUCCCCUGGUGUUCUGUCACCUUUCUUCUCUCUUCCCCAGGAGUCUCAUGUCUAAUUCAUUUUUAUCAGUCAUUCCUUAACACCAUAUCAAAAACUUAAAUGAGAAUGGCCCUUAAACAGAACACUUGCUCUGUAUUUGCUCCUACUAUUGUUUGUGUCUGACAGCUGAUACUCUCAAAAAGGAAGUCGAUUUCGGUUACAGGAUGAAUUGACAAAAAUGUGCCUUACUUAGCAAAAUAGCAUCAUCUUUUUGCUCCCAUUGCUACAGAUGAUAGACGUUUAGGCACAUUAUGUGUGGUGAAAUAGGAAACGUAACCUUUAAAACAACCUGGCUCUGUUUUUAAAGUUUACUUAUCGCUGGCCCAAUGUCCUCACAUGGUCAUUUCUUGUAAUCCAAUGAGCCAAUUAUUUAUGUAUUGAAUUAAAUAUAAGUGACAGUUUGAUGGAAUACACCCCCAAAAAAUUAUUAUUUGUGGCUGUAAUAAUAAUGGUAUAUAUUUUUUAAUCUGGCACCCAAGGUACUUUGUGAUAUAGACCUGUGGAAAACAAAACAAUGACAGAGGGGAGCCUAAUGUGUAAUAUUUAGUACCUGCUUUGAUAAUUUUCUCUCGCCUUUGCUUCAGUGAGUCCUUUAAACUUUUUUUAUUUAUCAUGGAGCAUGUGCUGAUAAAUCUUGGCAGUUGCAUGUUUCAGACUGAUUGUGUUUGACGUUGUGAUGUUGCAUUAAUGUAGGGACUGUUGGGAAGUAAAUGUGCCUUUAGUCUUACUUUAUUCUGCAUUGUACAAAAUUCUUAUUCAGCAUCUAGGAUAUUUUUAUUGAGGGAGGGAAAAAAUGUCACAACAGACAUCACUGUUAAGUGAUCCUUAAUUGUCUUUGAUUGUAGUUGUUUAAGGGGAAUCACAUACUUGACCUGAAAUGGUGUACCAUCUGUUUGAAGAACUAUUUUUGUGGUGUAGGCCUGGGAAAAUGAAUUGAACAUGAAUUGAGUUUUUACAUCUUCAGUAUAGAAGUGGCACAAUUAAAAGUUAAUUUUUCUACAAGCUCGUGGUUUACUGUCCCUGUGCGGUGUAGUGUUUUAACCCUGUAGCAUGCUGAAUAAACUCUUCUCGCUCUGUAUUCACCUCUGCCUCUCAGCUGUCUCUUUCUCUUCCUCUGCUGUUCUCUGUAUCUCACUUAGCUCCAAUUCUCUGAUUUGUUCUGUCCAUGGUGAAGGAAAAAGCUCACUUACCUCAGUAUAGAAAUACACCAUAGAAGUUUUUAUUUGCAUUUGUGAUCUGAGUUUAACACUCUGUUGCCAUCUAUUUCAUCAGUCAUUAUUUUCUCAUGCUUAUGCACAGAUCAUGCUGUCCACUCUUUGCUUGUACGAACCAGAAUCAAUCUGGAAGAAUGUCAUUUGGACAGAUGAAACCGAUUUAGAUCUUUAGUGCUUUCUCUUUUUUAUAGAUAAAAACAUGAAGCUUUCAAAGAACAGAACUCUUUUUCUCGAACAUGAAGGUGAUUCAGUUUUGGAGGGUUGUGUUGCUGUCUCUGGGAUUGGGUGCUUAGCAGCAUUUUUUUUUUUAUUUUAUUUUAUUUUUUUUUGAAAAUGAUGUUUUCUAAAGUAUGCUUUAAUGGAGUGUUUUCAAAAAGCUUAAUUUUCGGUGGAGGAAAACGCUGUUCUAGUGUGAAUGAGAGGCAGAAACACUUCCAAAUUUAAACAUGUAAGGCCUGGUCCACACUAAUACGUUUUAGUUUGAAACACAUUCAUUUCACUAUAUUUACACCUAAUCCACACUGAAACAGCAUUUUUCUCCAUCAAAAAAGCUCUCCAUAACCACAUACUUUAGAAAACUAUGACAUUAGGAAACUGAAAAUGGGAGUUUCCAUACUUCAAGGGGUUAGUGUGGGGGGCCUAAGCCAAACACUAUUGAAAAGGUAACAGGGAUUGUCAAGACAUAAUGAUGAACUGUUCUGAAGUGGCCAGCAAGAUGCAGUCCAUAGAAAACUUGUGGAGGGCUCUGAAAACAGAAGUUGGGAGAAGGCAGUCUUUGAUAUUAAGCAGUUUUGAGAAGAACACUGCCAGUUCAUUGGAACCUUUGGGACCUCAUCCAUGGAUACUCCUGGACUGCAAGCUGUGCUACCACAAAGGCCUACUACAUCCGCAGUAUACACUGUAUUCUAAAUAAAAAUAUAUUCAAUUUGACUGUGGUACUGUAUUUUGAUGACUGGACACUAAUGUAUUAUAACAGUAAACAGUAAAUUCUAAAAUUGGUAGAUUAUCUGUUCUGAUUUAUUUGUUGUAAUUUAAAGCAUAAGGAUGCCAAUAAUGUUUUGCCACCAUUGCGGCAAU